AUGACCACCACCAAACGUCCAACAAACAAUCGUCUGCUGAUCAGCCUCUGCAGUCUGCUGCUGCUGGCAAGCUCUGUUGUGGUCCAUGGACGCUACUUUGGUGGUCCUGAUGGUUCCCAGCAACUUCUUCAAGAUCAAGACCUCUUUGACAUCGAUGGUAGUCUGCCAAACGGAAAUGGAAAUGUUCCUAUCUCUGCACUGGAAGGCAGUCUCGACCAGCCGGCCAUUGUUGAUGAAGAGAUGCCCGACGGACUGAGCUUCAGCGUCAAGAAUGCGCUGCUCGUCUCCAGCCGAGCACAGGAAAACAUCGAGUGGGCAAAGCUCAGUGCCGGAAGUUUGGCCAAGUACGGUCAGGUGGCAGGAGUGGCCGCCUCGGCUGACUGUCUCUUUGCCUUCCACCGAGGCGGUGUUCAGUGGAAUGAUAGCUCCUUCAACCCUGAAACCAAUGUCUACAAUUACCAGAACAAACCAAUAGCAGCAAAUACUGUAGUGGCACUGGAUCCCGUUACUGGAGAGGAAAUGUUCGCCUGGGGCAAUAAUAGCUUUUACAUGCCCCACGGCAUCAGCGUCGACCCUCAGGGCAACAUUUGGCUGACUGACGUCGCCCUUCACCAGGCAUUCCGCUUCAAGAAGAACAACUUUGAUGUGGCUGAUUUAGUGCUGGGAGAGCGUUUCGUGCCCGGUUCUGAUGAUAAGCAUUUUUGCAAACCAACGGAUGUCGCCAUCUCCUCCACUGGAGUCGUCUACGUCAGCGACGGCUACUGCAACUCUCGAGUUGCCAUCUUCUCUGCCCGAGGCGCGUACCUCACUGAAAUUGGACACAAUGACAAGAUGCUAAUUCCGCACAGCAUGUCACUGCUGGAGAUUGAAGACCUCCUCUGCGUGGCUGAUCGAGAAAACGGCCGCAUCCUCUGCUACAACGCCGGCCUGGCCAACUACCGAGACGUCGGAAAGUUGCUCUUCGAAGUGACGCCCUCGCAAAAUCCCGCCCAGAAACUGUACGCCAUUGGGCAUAUCGGCGACGUCAUCCUUGCCCUGAACGGCGGCGCCGACCAAACCAAAGGUUUGAGCGUCGAUUUGGCCACCGAGCAAAUUGUGGACACUUGGGCCCCGGCAAACGGGUCGGUUUUCCAUCAAGCUCAUGAUUUGACUGUAGCCCACGAUGGUCGUUCUUUUUAUGUCUGUCAGUUUGACGCCGGUCAGAAAGUGGUCAAAUUUGAUAUGAUCGAGACGACGCCCAUGUUCAUGAACUGA
Messenger RNA from Rhagoletis zephyria (snowberry fruit fly), 1254 nucleotides. The record is from RefSeq and is a predicted model, not a curated record. Lineage: Eukaryota; Metazoa; Arthropoda; Insecta; Diptera; Tephritidae.